GCUAGAAAUGAAAAUGAAAACAUGGACUUUUUAUAAUUGAGUCAGAUUUGUAUGUUGCAUUGUUGGGCAGUCCUCCUCUCCUCUAAGCCUGGGACAAAGGUGAUGACUUUCAGAUGCCUGGGAUUCCUGUGUGUGUUGACAGUCUUUUUAAGUGAGGUAGUGUGGUAGAGCCGCAGAGCGGACUCCCCUCACCCAGUCCACGAGACCCCCUGCUCAGUCCUGACUCCCACAUGGAUGUUCAGGGUUAUAAGUGGGUGCGCUGGCGGGUGUGGCUGUGUCGUCUGGCUGCCGUGCUGUCCUUGGGUCUCCUCCUGAUUGUGUUUCACUGGCGCCCACGGCUUGCUGUCCUUGCACGCUGCUGCUCCUGCCCUCUGGCUUUGGCAGAUAUUCUGCUAAUAAGAGACAGUUUUGGCAAGCAGCAUGUGGUGGAGGUCCUCACAGAGGAGAUGGAGGAGGGCAGUAUGGACUUGUUGGGAGAGCUGGAGGACACUGAAUGGAGAGAUACAGUACAGCUGUACAAGGAGGAGGUAAGGAACAUGAAAACGCUGCUGCGCUACUACCUGUUUGAAGGAUUACGCUACAUUUGGAUAGACAGAAAAGGAACUUUCUGUCGUGUUAGUGUCCUCAAUGAGGACUGGACCUGCAAGGACCUGUAUGGCUUCCAAAAGGGCCUGAGUCACCUGGAGCAGAACUUGAGGAAACGUGUGUAUGGGCCCAACCUUAUUGAUGUGCCUGUGAAGCCUUACAUGAAACUGCUGUUUGAGGAGGUCCUCAACCCAUUCUAUAUGUUCCAAUUGUUCAGCAUCACCCUGUGGAUGAUUGAUCACUAUUUUGUUUACGCCAUAUGUAUAUUCAUUAUCUCAGUUCUUUCCAUCUGUAUCUCACUUUACGAGAUCCGCAAGCAAAGCAUCACUAUUCGCAACAUGGCCCGGUUUGUCACAAAUGUCACAGUACGGAGAAACUCAGGAGCCGAGCAGUGUGUGAGCUCGGUGGACCUGGUUCCCGGUGACUGUAUAAUCAUCCCUCAGGACGGUCUGCUGCUGCCCUGUGAUGCUGCCCUGCUCGAUGGGGAGUGUCUUGUCAAUGAGAGCAUGCUCACAGGAGAAAGUGUCCCAGUGCUGAAAACCCCACUGCCAGCUGGGGAGAGGACGUACAGCUCAGAGACUGAGCGCAGACACACCCUUUUCUGCGGUACCCAGCUCAUUCAGGCCAAAGGAGGAGGGCAGGAAGGCAGCGGUGCCAUUGCUGUCGUCACAAGCACCGGGUUUUUCACAGCCAAAGGUAACCUGGUCAGCUCCAUAUUGUACCCUCAGCCGACCAACUUCCGCUUCUACCGAGAUUCUGCUAAGUUCCUGCUUGUCCUGAGUUUUGUUGCUAUGUUUGGCACCAUUUACAGCUUCGUGGUCCUCUUCACAUCCAAUGCGACCUGGCUGGAGUUGGUGAUAAGGAGCCUGGAUAUUGUGACCAUCGCAGUGCCCCCUGCACUGCCUGCUGCCAUCACCACUGGCACUAUCUACGCCCAGCGCAGGCUGAAGAACCAGGGCGUUUUCUGUAUCAGUCCACCACGCAUCAACAUCAGUGGCAAGGUCUCAGUCUUCUGCUUUGACAAGACAGGAACUCUUACAGAGGACGGUCUGGAUGUGUGGGGAGUGAUGGAGGGGGGCCCUUCUGGUUUCUCUGAGCUGGUCCCAGAGCCCAGACUCCUGCCCACAGGGCACAUGCUCUCGGGUCUGGCAUGCUGUCACACUGUGACUCUGUUGCGAGGUCAGCCACUUGGAGACCCUCUGGAGCUCAAGAUGGUCGAAUCCACCGGUUGGACACUCCAGGAGCCGGAGGGAGAUGGAAAGGUGCUGGAUGCGGAGUUUGGAGGCCACAGAGUUUUGGCUGUUAUGAGACCUCCUACUCAACAGCUCUCAGCUCAAGGACCUUCCACAAGGGAGGCGGUGGCCAUUGUUCAGAGGUUUCCCUUCUCAUCGGCCCUGCAGAGGAUGAGUGUGGUGACGGUUGCCCAGGGGGGACGCUCAGCUCUUGCUUUCAUCAAAGGAUCCCCAGAGAUGGUAGCUAGCCUCUGCCGAGCAGAAACUGUGCCGGCACAGUUCUCCAGCAAGCUGCGUAACUUCUCCAGUGAAGGCCUCAGGGUUCUUGCACUCGCCUAUAAACCAUUAGACAGGAGCACUGACUUUAGGAGCAUUGAACGAGGGGAGGUAGAAAAAGACAUGCAGUUCCUGGGCUUGAUGAUGAUGAAGAACCUGGUGAAGCCAGAGAGUGCAAAGGUUAUUAAUGUCCUGAGACUGGCAAACCUUCGCAGCGUCAUGGUCACUGGAGACAACAUUUUAACAGCAGUCAAUGUAGCAAAAAGCUGUGGGAUGGUGGGGUCUGAUGAGAAGGUGAUAUUCGUCAAUGCAACCCCCCACACUGCCCAGUCCAUGCCCACCCUCAGGUUCACCCUGGAAGACGGAGGGACCACUACCGCCCAAAGUUCUGUAGAAGUCAUCACUCAGGGCCUGUACCAGGGUGGAUAUGGCUAUCACUUGGCUAUUAGUGGAAAGUCCUAUGCUGCCCUCUGUGACCACUUCCCCGAGUACCUGCCAAAGGUUUUGUUGCGAACCACAGUAUUUGCACGCAUGGGUCCUGACCAGAAAACCCAGCUGGUGAAGGAGCUGCAGAAACUGAACUACCGGGUUGGCAUGUGCGGGGACGGGGCCAAUGACUGCGGGGCCCUGAGAGCUGCUGAUGUCGGGGUUUCCUUGUCUGAAGCUGAGGCUUCAGUCGCUUCACCUUUCACUUCCAAGACUGACAACAUCAGCUGUGUGCCGCUGCUCAUCAGAGAGGGUCGAUGCUCUCUGGUCACCUCCUUCAGUCUCUUCAAAUACAUGGCCCUGUACAGCCUCAUUCAGUUGUGCGCCGUCCUCAUCCUCUACACAGUGAAGACGACCAUGGCGGACCUGCAGUUCCUGGUCUGUGACAUUUUUGUGGUAACUGUGCUGGCCAUCGUGAUGGGGAGAGGAGGCCCCAGUAAGGAGCUGGACCCCCGCAGACCUUCAGCCAGUCUGCUGGCCCUGCCUGUGCUGGGCAGCCUCUUCAUUCACACCUGUAUAAUCAUCCUGGGCCAGUUGUCUGCGCUCUUCAUCACCACCUCACAGGACUGGUAUAUUCCACUCAAUUCCUCCGUGUAUGGAUCAUCCAAUCUGCCCAACAUGGAGGACACCAGUGUGUUUCUCUUGUCAGGUUUCCAGUACAUCAUCAUGGCUGUGGUGGUCACCAAAGGCUACCCUCACAAGAAACCGCUCUACUACAAUGUGAUUUUCCUCUGUAUACUGUUUGUCCUCUUUGCCAUGAUGACGUGGCUGAUGGUGUAUCCUGGAUCUAUUGUUCGUCAAUACCUUCAACUGUACGACUUCUCCGAUAUGAAUUUCAAAAUACUGCUCGUCGCUGUGGCUGCUCUCAACUUCCUCCUCUGUUUUGUUGUGGAGGUGCUGAUAGAUUUGGGUAUCCUGAACUAUCUUCGGUUGCUGCGUGGGAAGCGUCAGUCAAAGAAACAAUAUAAACGUCUGAACAUCGUUCUGUCUAACUCCCCAUCAUGGCCGCCUCUUAAUCAAUUCCUGUCUCCCACAAGCCAGGUCAUCAGCAUCAGCUAGCAUCUGUUUGUCCCUGUGUCGGACCCCGUCAGUCACCCAAGCCAAACAAUGCUGUCGGAUGUCUGAGCUGCAUCCCCAACUUGACCAACAAUGCAAACUCAUGUUUACCUGUAUAAAUAAAAACUAUUUUUAUUUAAA
Messenger RNA from Dicentrarchus labrax (European seabass), 3776 nucleotides. RefSeq names its product ATPase cation transporting 13A2 (gene atp13a2). Gene Ontology annotation, biological process: regulation of autophagosome size; intracellular calcium ion homeostasis; autophagosome-lysosome fusion. The record is from RefSeq and is a predicted model, not a curated record. Gene Ontology annotation, molecular function: P-type ion transporter activity; ATPase-coupled monoatomic cation transmembrane transporter activity; ATP binding. Lineage: Eukaryota; Metazoa; Chordata; Actinopteri; Moronidae. Gene Ontology annotation, cellular component: membrane. The transcript is spliced from 29 exons. The coding region runs from base 231 to 3638 and encodes 1135 amino acids.